Messenger RNA from Apis mellifera (honey bee), 890 nucleotides. RefSeq names its product zinc finger matrin-type protein 5. Gene Ontology annotation, cellular component: U12-type spliceosomal complex; nucleus. The record is from RefSeq and is a predicted model, not a curated record. The coding region runs from base 142 to 645 and encodes 167 amino acids. Gene Ontology annotation, molecular function: zinc ion binding; nucleic acid binding. Lineage: Eukaryota; Metazoa; Arthropoda; Insecta; Hymenoptera; Apidae. The transcript is spliced from 3 exons.
AGUGAAUCAUCAGUUAAUAUUUGUUUCGUGCCACGUCUCUAAUUAUUAAAUUAUUUUACACUGUGCUUUUAUAAUAUUUGAAAUUUUGUGCUACAUUGGAAAAAAUAUCUUUUAUUCGAACUUUUUGAAGUUUAAUUUAUAAUGGGUAGAAGAUAUUAUUGUGAAUAUUGUGAUAGAUCGUUUAAGGAUGAUCCGGAAGCCAGAAAAAAACAUCUUUCAAGUUUGCAACAUGCGAAAAAUCGUGCAGAUCAUUAUAAUAUGUUCAAAGAUCCAGAAAUUAUUUUAAGGGAAGAAUCUACAAAAAUACCAUGUAAAUGGUAUUUAACUAAUGGUGAAUGUGCAUUUGGCCUUGGUUGCAGAUAUUCCCAUUAUACUCCUCCUAUGAUAUGGGAACUUCAACAUCUUGUUGCUAUGAAAAAUCAAUCAAAGUUGAAUAUAAAUCUCGAAAAUGGCUGGCCAAAUCCUGACGAUAUAAUUAAAGAAUAUUUUGAGAAUAAUACGAGCACAAGCACUACAGAUGAUUUUACGUAUCCUAAUUGGCACAGACCAUCGGAGCUACAUAAUUAUUCUAUGCUAUCACCAUCGUUAUGGCCUAUUACGCCUGAAAGUUUAGCAAAUACUACAAGAUUCGAAGAAUGGGGUUGAAAAUGUAAGGAAUAUAACGUUCCUUGUUAAAUUAAAUGAAAAUACAUAUAUUUAAGACUCAUCCAAAAGAGUAAAUAACAUAUGAUAUAUAAACAAUUUAAAUAUAUAGUUUUUCAAAAAACUGAAUAUUUUGUUAAUAAAUGAACAUAUAAAAUUGGGAAAUGUGUUCACUUUCUUAAAUAGGAAAUAUUAUUGUUAAUAUUAUAUUUGUAAUAAUAUUAUUUAUUUAAUAAUUAAAAUAAAAA